AUGGCGUUCGUGGUGAAGAGCGUGGUGGGCGGGCAGCUGCGGAGCCUGGCGGGCGGCCUGGGCGGCGGCGAGGGCGGCGGGGACGGGGAGAAGGCGGCGGACGGGGCGCAGGGCCUGAGCCGCGAGGAGUACGAGGAGCUGCAGAAGCAACUGGUGGAGGAGAAGAUGGAGCGGGACGCGCAGUUCACGCAGAGGAAGGCCGAGCGGGCCACGCUGCGGAGCCACUUCCGGGACAAGUACCGGCUCCCCAAGAACGAGACCGACGAGAGCCAGAUCCAGCUGGCGGGGGGGGACGUGGAGCUGCCGCGGGAGCUGGCGCGGAUGAUCGAGGAGGACACGGAGGAGGAGGACAGGGCGUCGGUGCUCGGGCAGCUGGCCAGCCUCCCGGGCCUGGACCUGGGCGCCCUCAAGGACAAGGCCCAGAGCACGCUGGGAGACCUGAAGCAGUCGGCUGACAAAUGCCUGGUCAUGUGACCGCCCCCCCACCCCC
Molecule: messenger RNA, 490 nt
Organism: Perognathus longimembris pacificus (Pacific pocket mouse)
Lineage: Eukaryota; Metazoa; Chordata; Mammalia; Rodentia; Heteromyidae
Gene: Cplx3
Product: complexin 3
Exons: 3
Coding region: 1-474 (157 amino acids)
Biological process (GO): synaptic vesicle exocytosis; neurotransmitter transport; regulation of neurotransmitter secretion
Cellular component (GO): SNARE complex; terminal bouton
Molecular function (GO): syntaxin binding
Source: RefSeq, a predicted model, not a curated record